Molecule: messenger RNA, 3003 nt
Organism: Lodderomyces jiufengensis
Lineage: Eukaryota; Fungi; Ascomycota; Pichiomycetes; Serinales; Debaryomycetaceae
Gene: CDC68
Product: chromatin-remodeling protein
Exons: 1
Coding region: 1-3003 (1000 amino acids)
Biological process (GO): transcription elongation by RNA polymerase II; positive regulation of transcription elongation by RNA polymerase II
Cellular component (GO): FACT complex
Molecular function (GO): nucleosome binding
Source: RefSeq, a predicted model, not a curated record
AUGUCAGAUGUGCAUAUUGAUGCAAAUGCAUUCUACAAAAGAUUGGCCAUUUUUCAAAAGACACUUGAAUCUGAAAAUAUUCCUCAAGCAUUAAUCAUAGUUGGAGCAAGAAAUGAUGAUAAUACUUAUAAAAAAUCAACAGUACUUCAAACAUGGUUAUUGGGUUACGAAUUUGUUCAUACUGCAAUAUAUGUUACACCUACAAGAUGCGUAUUUAUUACUUCUGAAGGUAAAGCUAAAUAUUUACAAGGAUUAACUAAUAGACCAGAUACAAUUGAAUUAUGGUUAAGAACAAAAGAUGUUGAAAAAAACAAACAAUUAUUUGUAAAAUUAAUAGAAGAAAUGAAAGAUGUUAGUGAUGAAUAUGGAAAUGUAAUAAAAGAUAAAUAUGAUGGGAAAUUUAUUGAUGAAUGGAAAGAAGUUAGUAAUGAUUCUGGAUUGAAACCAAUUGAUUUAGCAUUAACAUUAUCCAAAUCUAUGGAAUUAAAAGAUUCAGAAGAAUUUGAAAAUACAAAAAUAGCAUCAAAUGCAAGUGUAGUAAUGAUGGAUACAUUUGUUAAUGACAUGAUGACUAUAGUCGAUCAAGAAAAAAAAAUUACAAAUUCACAAUUGACUGAUCAAAUUGAAGAUAAAAUUGAAAAUAAUAAAUGGUAUUUAAAAUCAAAAUUAGGUAAAACUUUAUUACAAUCUAUAAAAGAUUUUGAUUCUGAAUUUUUGGAAUGGUGUUAUUCGCCAAUUAUUCAAAGUGGUGAUGAUUAUGAUUUAAAACCAAGUGCAAUGUCAACUGAACAACAAUUAGUAGGCGAAGGUGUCAUAUUAGCAUCAAUUGGUUUAAGAUACAAAUCAUAUUGUGCAAAUGUAGCUAGAACAUUUUUGAUUGACCCAACUAAAGAAAUGGAAGAUAAUUACGAUUUUUUAUUGAAAUUACAACAACAUAUUAAAGAAAAUUUUUUAAAGAGUGGUGUUAAAGCAAGUGAAGUAUACAAUGAUACUUUAGAUUAUAUCAAAAAAGAAAAUCCAAGUUUAGCAGAUAAAUUUACUAAAAAUUGUGGUUGGUUGAUUGGUAUUGAAUUUAGAGACUCUACAUUUUUACUUAACUCCAAAUCAGAAAGAAUAUUGGAAGAUGGUCAAAUAAUAUCAUUAACCAUUGGAUUCCAAAAUUUAGUCAAUAAGAGAAAAAAUUACUCCAUUCUAUUAACUGAUACUUUUAAAAUCAGUAUAGAUAAGCCAAUUUUAUUAACAAAUUCACCAAAAAAUAAAUCGGAUAUUUCAUUUUAUUUUAAUGAUGAUGAUGAAACCACCAAGAAAGUUAAACCGGAACCAAAAGUAGAAAACAAUAGCUCAUCAAAAGUACUUAAAUCAAAAUUGAGACAUGAAAACAGUAAUGCAGACGAUAAAAAUGCUGAGAAAUUAAGACAAGAGAUUCAAAUGAAAUUACAUGAAAAAAGAACAGAAGAAGGUUUAGCAAGAUUUUCAAAAGCUGAUGCAACUGAUGCUUCUGAUUAUAAACCAAUUUUCAAAAAGUAUGAAUCAUAUAUUCGUGAAUCUCAAAUUCCAAAUAGUGUAUCAGAUUUAAAGAUUCAUGUUGAUUACAAAAACCAUACUAUAAUAUUACCAAUAUGUGGUAGACCGGUUCCAUUUCAUAUCAAUUCGUACAAAAGUGGUUCACAAAACGAAGAAGGUGAUUAUACAUAUUUAAGAUUAAAUUUCAAUUCUCCAGGUGCUGGUGGUAAUGUAAAUAGAAAAGCCGAAUUACCGUAUGAAGACUCGCCAGAUAACACAUUUUUGAGAUCAAUCACAAUAAGGUCAAAAGAUCGUGAUAGAAUGGUUGAUGUUUUCAAAGCAAUUCAAGACUUAAAGAAAGAUUCAGUUAAAAGAGAAACUGAGAAAAAACAAUUAGCUGAUGUUGUAAGUCAAGCAAAUCUUGUUGAAUUUAAAGGUUCAAGAGUUAAAAAAUUAGAAAACGUAUUUGUUAGACCAACUCCAGAUACUAAAAAAUUAGGUGGGGUAUUACAAAUUCAUGAGAACGGUUUAAGAUAUCAAUCAAGUUUUAAAAUGGAUCAAAGAAUUGAUGUAUUGUUUUCAAAUAUUAAACAUUUAUUUUUCCAACCAUGUAAGGAUGAAUUAAUUGUUGUAAUUCAUUGUCACUUAAAAAAUCCAAUAAUGAUUGGUAAAAGAAAAACUUUUGAUAUACAAUUUUAUCGUGAGGCAAGUGAUAUGGCAUUUGAUGAAACUGGUGGUAGAAAAAGAAAAUAUAGAUAUGGUGAUGAAGAUGAAUUACAACAAGAACAAGAAGAAAGAAGAAGAAAAGCAUUAUUGGAUAAAGAAUUUAAGCAAUUUGCUGACUUAAUUGCUGAUAGUUCAAAUGGUAUAGUUGAAUUAGAUAUUCCAUUUAGAGAAUUGGGAUUCCAAGGUGUUCCUUUCAGAUCCUCGGUGUUGUGUAUACCUACUAGAGAUUGUUUGGUACAAUUAAUUGAUCCACCUUACCUUGUUGUUACAUUAGAAGAAGUUGAAAUUGCUCAUUUAGAAAGAGUUCAAUUUGGUUUGAAAAAUUUUGAUUUGGUUUUUGUUUUCAAAGAUUUUAAUAAACCAGUUGUUCAUAUAAACACAAUCCCAAUGGAAUUAUUGGAAGAUGUAAAAUCUUGGUUAACAGAUGUCGAUAUUCCAAUUAGUGAAGGUCAAAUGAAUUUAAAUUGGGGUCAAAUUAUUAAAACUGUACAAGCUGAUCCAUAUCAAUUUUUCUUGGAUGGUGGUUGGUCAUUUUUAACUGGUGCGGGAGAUUCAGAUGAAAGUGAAGAAGAAGAUGCAGAGAGUGAAUUCGAAGCAAGUGAUGAAGAUCCACAAGAUGAAAGUGAGGUAAGUGAAGAUGAUUAUGAAAGUGAAGGAGGUACUGAUGAUUUUUCGGGUAGUGGAAGUGAAGCAGAAAGUGAAGAAUCAGGAGAAGAUUGGGAUGAAAUGGAAAGAAAAGCUGCAAAAGCUGAUCGUAAUGCAGCUUAUGAUUAA